AGAGAGAAUUUAAGAUCCAGUUUGAACAUGAUUAGCAAGUGGUAAAGAGAGCUAUUUUAAUCUGUGUUGGACCCUUAGCUAAAUAUGUAUCUUGUGCUGUUCACUUUUGUUACUUUACUUGUGUACAUCUUUGUAACAUAUUUCACUGGAAAACCUCAUCCGAAAUUCCCUCCUGGACCGUACCGGUGGCCGAUAUGGGGAGGCUACCUCCAGCUGCUAGCGGAGAAUUACAAGUUCCCGUAUGUGGCCAUGCACUGGAUGGCGCGCCGCUACAAGACUGAAGUGCUGGGGAUGUACAUGGGGCCCUACCCCACUGUGAUAGCUUGUAGCCAAGCUAGCGUCAGAGAUAUGCUCAAUCACCCCAACAUGCAGGGUAGGGCCGAGGCGUUCAUACCCCGCAACCGAGACCCUGACGGCGUCAUCCGAGGACAGUUCUUUAUCGAUGGUCACCGUUGGACGGAGCAGAGAAGAUUCAUGUUGAGGAAUCUGAGAGACUUUGGGUUUGGCACAAGAAGUAAACAUUUUGAGAAGAUCAUGGAAGAGGAAAUUAGAGAUUUCAUAGACUUGGUUCAGUCAAAACAUGAAGAGGGAGUAUGCACGCAGGGAAAGGUGAUGGUUCCUCCAGCGUUCUAUGCCUACUUCCUGAACCUCGCACUUCAGGUAUUUCUGGGCACCCGUAUGCCUCCCGCCCUCUACCACAAGCUGAGGGAGUUCGCCUACUACUCCUAUCGCUUCGUGAGAUCUCUGGACCCCACUACUGGCGCUAUCAACAUCACCCCGUGGGUCCGGUACUUCGCACCAGACUUCUCCGGAUACAACGACCUCAUGAAGAGUAAUGCGUACAUAAAGAAGUUCAUUCAGGAGAUGGUGCAAGAGCAUAAAGAUACAUUCAUAUCGGAUGCACUUAGAGACUUCUGUGACACAUACAUAAAAGAGAUGAAGGAUAAGGACAGUACCGAAGAUCAACAUUGGUUCUCAGAUGAACAGAUGGUGAUGACUCUCUGGGACUCUUUGUUUGCAUCGUCCAUGACACAGUCAGCAACGAUGGGGUUCGUUGUCGAAUUCCUUCUUCAGUACCCCGAGGUCCAGGCCAAAGCCCAACAGGAGGUAGACAACGUGGUCGGGCGCUCCAGGUUGCCCAAUCUGGACGAUAGAAAAAACAUGCCGUAUACGGAGGCUGUACUGCGAGAGGUCAUGCGGAGGGAGACCCUGGCUGCCUUGGCUUUACCACAUCUUUGUACAGAAGAUACUUACUUCUAUGGCUACUUCAUACCUAAGGACACGAUGGUGUUACCCAAUCUCUGGAGCAACAACAUGGACGAAAAGGUGUGGGAAAACCCAUUUGAAUUCAGACCCGAAAGACAUCUAGAAGAAGAUGGGAGUUUGAAGAAGAAGGAUUUGGUUUUACCAUUUGGGCUAGGUAAACACGUGUGUUCUGGGGAGACAUUUGCAAGACAAAACAUGUUCCUGUUGCUCUCCUCGAUGAUGCAGAACUUCACACUAGAGCUACCGGAGGGUCAGCCCAUGCCGGACGAGAAGAAUCACCUCCCUGGCUCCAUUGUCUCACCCAAAUACUUUCAGGUCCACAUGACCGCCAGAUAAUCGGUCCUUUAAGGUGGUAAAGUUGGCUUUCGGUUGUAAAUGUUUUGUUUUUAUUAUUCUAGAAAAUAGUCGUCACAACGUUUAAAAAUACCAUUUCCAUAAUACGCCUAGAAGAAAACCUUACGGAUAGGGAUAUCCAACUUUAGUACAUUAUUGAUUUUACACUAAACUAAAAUUCGUUAAAAUAUAUAAUUUUAUUAUUAAUAUUGAAUAAAAACUGUAAUUACCUUUAGUUACGCAUGCAUAUCUUUAGUUAAAAUUUAUCAAGAUGCUCUAAUACAUGCAAACUUAAAUUUUGGGUCUUUUUUGUUUUAUUACGAUUACAAAAUUUCUUUACUUUCCCAAUUUUCUAUUUUUUUCGAUUUAUGUUUACUUUUAUUGUCCUUAGAAAAAAGUUAUAUUAAAAAGCUAUAAAUUUAAAAUAAAUAAAUUUUUACUUUAAAAAGCCGAUUGUACCAAUUGAAAACCACCAGACUGGAAAAAUAAUUCAACUGUUUAUUUUUGCAUUUAGUAUAUUAUAGGUUUAGUUACGAUCAUUCCAGUGUAUUAUAUUUUGUGACAAUUUUGAAAUAAAACACAUUGUUAAUAUAUA
Messenger RNA from Homalodisca vitripennis (glassy-winged sharpshooter), 2194 nucleotides. Its product is annotated as probable cytochrome P450 304a1. Gene Ontology annotation, molecular function: iron ion binding; heme binding; monooxygenase activity. The coding region runs from base 85 to 1602 and encodes 505 amino acids. The record is from RefSeq and is a predicted model, not a curated record. Lineage: Eukaryota; Metazoa; Arthropoda; Insecta; Hemiptera; Cicadellidae. The transcript is spliced from 9 exons.